Molecule: messenger RNA, 2185 nt
Organism: Scatophagus argus
Lineage: Eukaryota; Metazoa; Chordata; Actinopteri; Scatophagidae
Gene: oprd1b
Product: opioid receptor, delta 1b
Exons: 3
Coding region: 319-1452 (377 amino acids)
Biological process (GO): neuropeptide signaling pathway; G protein-coupled opioid receptor signaling pathway
Cellular component (GO): neuron projection; membrane
Molecular function (GO): G protein-coupled enkephalin receptor activity; neuropeptide binding
Source: RefSeq, a predicted model, not a curated record
UAAUUAAAGCACUUUGACAAAUGGUAUCCCUUUAGGCAGGGUAAGAGUUGGACAGGGAAACAUUUUCCUCGCAUCUUGCUUUGUGCAUCAGUGCCCUUUGCCAAAGGGAACGCGCAGAGACUUGCGCACACACAAACACGCACGGAAAGGGAGAGCGACAGAGAGCGAGAGAGAGACAGACAGAGAGAGAGAGAGAGAGAAGCUUUCUCUCCGUGCAUCAUUACUGAUUUCAGUCCAGUUUUCGUGCGCUCCCGUCGACUUGCUUUGGAGAUCUCUGACUUUCUUCGUGCGCUCUACAGUCUCACCUGAAUUUCAGAGAUGGAGUUCUCCACUCUCCUUCCCGACGCGCUUGGUGAUUUUACCGAGCGCUACUCUGCUUCUGUAAGUCCUUUCAACGCUACGUUGCACGAGGAUCUGCUGCGUGCGCCUUCAAGGAGCAACGAGACCAACAAGGCUGCGACCAGGGACUCCACAAGUCUCAUUAUCGCCGUUUGUAUCACGGCUCUCUACUCUCUCAUCUGUGUGGUGGGAUUGCUGGGAAACGUCCUUGUAAUGUACGGUGUGGUCAGAUACACCAAGAUGAAGACCGCCACCAACAUCUACAUCUUCAACCUGGCUCUCGCAGAUGCUCUUGCCACCAGCACGCUCCCCUUCCAGAGCGCCAAGUACCUGAUGAGCACAUGGCCCUUUGGGGAGCUAUUGUGCAAAGUUGUCAUUGCCAUCGACUACUACAACAUGUUCACAAGCAUCUUCACACUCACCAUGAUGAGUGUGGACCGCUACAUUGCUGUUUGUCAUCCGGUGAGGGCCCUGGACUUCCGCACACCUGCCAAAGCCAAGCUCAUCAACGUCUGCAUCUGGAUCCUCUCCUCUGCAGUCGGAGUCCCCGUGAUGAUCAUAGCCGUUACAAAGACACAUAAAGGAAACAUUGCCUGCAUGCUCAGAUUUCCCAAACCUGAGUGGUACUGGGACACAGUCAUGAAAAUCUGCGUGUUCAUUUUUGCCUUCGUGGUUCCCGUGCUGGUCAUCACUAUCUGUUAUGGUCUGAUGAUCCUGCGGCUCAAGAGCGUCCGUCUGCUCUCCGGCUCCAAGGAGAAGGACAGGAACCUGCGACGGAUCACCCGCAUGGUCUUGGUGGUUGUGGCAGCCUUCAUCAUCUGCUGGACUCCCAUCCACAUCUUCAUCAUCAUUAAGACCAUGGUGGAUAUUGAUCACAAGAAUCUCCUGGUGAUGACCAGCUGGCAUCUGUGCAUCGCGCUGGGCUACACCAACAGCAGCCUCAACCCCGUGCUGUACGCCUUCUUAGAUGAGAACUUCAAAAGGUGCUUCAGGGAUUUCUGCCUGCCGCAUCGUGCCCGCCUGGAGCAGAACAGCUUCUCCAGGGCACGCAACAGCACACGGGAGCCGGUGUCUGUUUGUGCGCAUGCGCAGACAGAGAGGCCGCCGGCCUGACUAGGCAUGGGUCAGUGGCGAGGGGGGACAGUGCAGGAGGACCUCCAGACUGAUGUCACACAGUUCUCCACCACAGGAGUCUGAGUCUGCAGAUGUAGAUUUUCAAUCUACUGUUUAUGUAAAUGAUCAUCUGUGCUUUUGGUUUCGAAUAACAAAACUUCUUUGUCCCAGUAGGUUUAUGAGGCACAGAUCUUUAAGGACUGUUUUUCAGGAUGAUCACAAACAUACUUGAGUUUACUUGUGCAUAAGAAAAUGGGUAUAAAAACACGGAAAUUCUGGGAUUGUGUAUGAAGCAUAAUGAAACCAUAUUCUAACACACAGACAAGGCAGUCAGAAAGUAUUGGGAUAGUGAUGUUUUCAGCAUAAUGAUAUUAUUAAUAAUAAUACUAAUAAUAAUAACAAUAAUAACAAUAAGCUUUAAACUAGACUGUAAGCUUUAAGGGUGCUUGUAGGUCUUUACAUCCAUAUUAGGUGAACAGUAUAGGGCAGUAUAUGCAUUACCACAAUGAGCAGGUUGUUAGCAGCAAAUUGAUCCUAAACACACAGAGAAAGACGCCAAGGAGUCUUUUUAUGACCAAGCAGUGAUCAAUGUAUGACUGGCCAAGUCAAUCACCUGACCUUGAUCCGACAGGUCACCAAGUGACAAUGGAUGCAGUGCAGCCCUGGAAGAGCAGUAGCAGAAAAUAACACUGCUGUUUGCUGACAUUUGUGGGCCGCAGACUUCAUAUGUGCA